Messenger RNA from Jaculus jaculus (lesser Egyptian jerboa), 459 nucleotides. RefSeq names its product ADP ribosylation factor like GTPase 14 effector protein like (gene Arl14epl). NCBI's taxonomy places the organism in Eukaryota, Metazoa, Chordata, Mammalia, Rodentia, Dipodidae. Bases 1 to 459 code for a protein of 152 amino acids. The record is from RefSeq and is a predicted model, not a curated record. The transcript has 3 exons.
AUGAAUGGAUCAUCAGAUAAAAAUAAUCCCACUCAAGAGGGACGCACGGAUCAAAGUUCUCCCGAGAAAAAGAAUCAAAUUGGACAGAAGCAACUGCAACAGAUAGAGCGGCAGCUAAAAUGCUUGGCAUUUCAAAACCCUGGACCACAGGUGGCUGACUUUAAUCCUGAAACAAGGCAGCAGAAAAAGAAAGCACGGAUGUCAAAGAUGAAUGAAUACUUUUCUGUAAAUCACAAAGUCAUGAAGAAAUAUGACAAAAGCGGCAGGCUGAUCUGCAAUGACGCAGACCUGUGUGACUGCCUGGAGAAGAACUGCCUGGGCUGCUUCUACCCCUGCCCCAGAUGCAACUCCACCAAGUGCGGGCCGGAGUGUCGCUGCAACCGCCGCUGGGUGUACGACGCCAUCGUCACCGAGUCCGGAGAGGUCAUCAGCUCGCUGCCCUUCGACAUUCCUGACUAG